Messenger RNA from Olea europaea var. sylvestris, 1267 nucleotides. Its product is annotated as protein NRT1/ PTR FAMILY 5.2-like. The transcript is spliced from 5 exons. The record is from RefSeq and is a predicted model, not a curated record. Bases 119 to 1267 code for a protein of 382 amino acids. Gene Ontology annotation, cellular component: membrane. Lineage: Eukaryota; Viridiplantae; Streptophyta; Magnoliopsida; Lamiales; Oleaceae. Gene Ontology annotation, biological process: transmembrane transport. Gene Ontology annotation, molecular function: tripeptide transmembrane transporter activity.
CUUGUACAGUUGGAUAUUGAUGUAGAACUAACGCUAGUCUAUAAAAGAAUUGGUUUCAAUUACACUUUUGCUAGUUUUCUUCGAGUAAGAACAUUAUACUCAUUUUCUUGAUAGUGUAAUGGCUGGGGAAGAAGAAAAUGGGCAAGAUGGGUACACUCAAGAUGGGACUGUAGAUCUAAAAGGGAACCCUAUUCUUAGAUCCAAGAGAGGAGGAUGGACUGCUUGUUCUUUUGUUGUUGUUUACGAAGUUUUUGAACGAAUGGCCUAUUAUGGGAUAUCCUCGAACCUCAUAAUUUACUUGACCAAGAAACUGCAUCAGGGCACAGUUGAGGCAGCUAACAAUGUCACCAAUUGGGUAGGCACUAUUUGGAUGACUCCUAUUUUGGGUGCAUAUGUCGCAGAUGCUCUUCUCGGUCGUUAUUGGACUUUCCUUAUUGCAUCGGCAAUAUAUCUCUUGGGAAUGUCCAUGCUAACCCUAGCAGUAUCAGUACAUGGGCUAAAGCCCCCUCACUGUGUGGAUCCAAAUAUAGCCAACUGCAAAAAGGCAAACACACUGCAACUUGCUGUAUUCUUUGGUGCUCUCUACACUCUAGCACUUGGAACUGGUGGUACAAAGCCCAAUAUUUCGACUAUAGGGGCCGACCAAUUUGAUGAGUUCGACCCGAAAGAGAAGGCCCACAAACUUUCUUUCUUUAAUUGGUGGAUGUUUAGCAUAUUUCUUGGGACACUAUUUGCCAACACUGUUCUUGUUUAUAUACAAGAUACUGUGGGCUGGACCCUUGGAUAUGGGCUUCCAACUGCAGGCCUAGCGAUAUCGAUUAUGAUUUUCUUGGCUGGUACCCGAUUUUAUAGGCACAAGAAGCCCACAGGAAGCCCAUUUACAAAAAUGGCUAAGGUCAUAGUGGCUUCCCUAAGAAAGUGGAAGGUUACAGUCCCAACUGACCCAAAAGAACUUUAUGAGCUUCAUUUACAAGAGUACACUAAGAAAGGGAAAUACCGAAUCGAUUCUACACCGAGCCUAAGGUUUCUCAACAAAGCAUGUGUAAAAACUGAUUCUACUAGUCCUUGGAUGCUAUGUUCAGUGACUCAAGUAGAGGAAACGAAACAGAUGCUAAGAAUGAUCCCAAUUUUAAUAGCCACCUUCAUUCCAAGCACAAUGAUUGCACAGAUAAACACCCUUUUUGUCAAACAAGGAACUACACUUAACAGACAUGUAGUCGGUAACUUCAAUAUUCCCCCAGCAAGUUUAAAGUCUCCGAUUCAAUGA